Messenger RNA from Cyprinodon tularosa, 7241 nucleotides. It is a transcript of the gene cep170aa, whose product is annotated as centrosomal protein 170Aa. Gene Ontology annotation, molecular function: protein binding. The transcript has 23 exons. The record is from RefSeq and is a predicted model, not a curated record. Gene Ontology annotation, cellular component: centriole. Bases 240 to 5093 code for a protein of 1617 amino acids. Lineage: Eukaryota; Metazoa; Chordata; Actinopteri; Cyprinodontiformes; Cyprinodontidae.
UCUGUCCUGCUCUUUGAUGCGCCUGCCGUUAUUUUCAGAGGAGUAGCUUAUUGCUGAGCAACGGAGGAAGAGAAGGCCAGCGCUCCCAGGGCUGGGCUCCACACACACCUUCAGAAGCGACUCACAGCUUACAGAAAAGGGAUGGCCUAGCUUCGUUGUCCUGCUAGUGGUCAGUGAUCAGCUGUGGUCUUUCCCCUGGACCAGAGGUUUGCACAAGAGGAAGCGGGCAGGGUGCAGACAUGAGCGUGACCUCUUGGUUCCUGGUGAGCAGUGGGGGAACUCGUCAUCGACUCCCCCGGGAAAUGAUCUUCGUGGGAAGGGAUGACUGCGAGCUCAUGCUGCAGUCUCGUAGCGUCGACAAGCAGCAUGCAGUCAUCAACUAUGAGACGGGGACAGAUGAACACAAGGUGAAGGACUUGGGAAGCCUGAACGGGACCUUUGUAAACGAUGUCCGCAUUCAGGAGCAGAUGUAUAUCACUCUAAAGUUGGAGGACAAGCUGAGGUUUGGAUAUGAUACCAAUCUGUUCACUGUGGUGAGAGGAGAGCUCACCGUGCCUGAAGAGGCUCUAAAACAUGAAAAGUUCACCAGCGGCCUCCAGCUCAGCAAGAAGCCUUCCAACGGUGAAACCACUGCCAACACAACCACAAGCAAUUCUCCUUCAAAGACUGCAAUAAAAACGCCAAAGUCACCUAGCAGCAGCAACUCGAAGUCUCCAGAGAGCAGAGCAACAGAUGGGCUCGCCUCCUCCAGAGAACACUCAGCUAAACCAGUGGACUCUCACAAAGCAGAGGAGAGGAUAGGAGGGGACAUUACAGCUCUGCCCCGUGGGACGCCGCUGUACGGCCAGCCCUCAUGGUGGGGGGACGGAGACGCAGAUGAUGAGAAUUCCUUCAAACAGGAAACAAAGUCGUCCUCAUCCAAAAAACAUGACGGCUCCAUGUCAGAAAGUAAAGAAACCCGCAGAGGAGAGAGAGCUAAAGAGGACGGCCUUCAUGCAUCUCCUGCUCUGGAUUCCAGUUACUUUGAGGUCCCUACAAAGGAAGGUCACAUGGCAAAUAAUGGCAUCCAUGAAAUUCCCACUAAGGACACGGAGGAUGUGACUUCUCAAGGCCAAAGCGCAGCAGCUCAAGGUCACGCCUCCUUCACCAUAGAGUUUGACAGCACCUCUCCGGGGAAAGUCACCAUUAAAGACCAUGUGUCCAAGUUCACGUCGGACCACCAGAGAUCCCGCACCAAGAAGAGCGGAGGGGGGAGCAAAGACCUCACCACGCUGCAGGCCGCCAUGAUGGCUUCUGAAAGCAAAGUAGCUGAUUGGCUGGCUCAUAAUGACCCAACUCUGGUGCGCAGUGAAUCAACAGAGGAUGACGGCAAGAGCACCAAGAGCAUCAAGAGCGAUGUCCCGGUCCACCUUAAAAAGCUCAAAGUAGGGAGCAAACAUGAGGACGGCACCCAGAGUGACUCUGAGAACGGACUAGGCCUGCGUUUCGCCAACCGUAGACACGCCCUCGAGGAACGCCUUAAAACAGGACACAAUCUCGUGGGUGGAGGAGCAGCAGGGGCGACCACAACUGUCGGUGGGUCCAAAACAGCUGGGAGCCGAACGGCGUUCAUGAUCGAGUUCUACGAUGAGGAAAACCCUCGCAAGCGGCGGUCUUACUCGUUCUCCCAGACCGCUCCCCUACUUGGGGGCGGAGUAGGCGGGGAAGGACUGUGUCCUCAGCCUCCCUCUCACCCGAAGGUGUUUAGUAUUUCUACGUCUGCCGCCUCAGCUGCAGAUUCAGGUAAAGCUCCAGCUCCGAUACCAGCUACAGUGACUGCUGGUGCUCCGACUGCUGCCCGUGUGCUCCUUAAGCAAAGGUCAGAAGACCAAAGUAUCGGUCGGAGCUCGGCUAGUACUGGGCUGGCGACGGGCAGCCCAACAACCCCCAGCGAGGACACAUCAGUUCUCGGUAGAGGAGCAGGAACUGCGGGCGGAGAGGCAGAUGACGACCAUAGUGAUAAAGGGACCUACACUAUCGAGCUGGAGAACAAAAACCCAGAAGAAGAAGAGGCCAGGCGUAUGAUAGACAAGGUGUUCGGGGUUCAGGACAAUACGAGUGCCUCCCUUCUGUCUGACUUGAAAGGAAAGGAUUCAGGCGAAAUUGGGAAACAGGCUCUUGGUGACCCUAGCUGGGUUUCUCAGUGGGCCAGUUUAGCUGCUAAUCAAGCCAGGACAGACCCAGAAGGCUCUGGUGCAGAAGCAGCAACAUUCCUGCACAAAGAAAGAGGAGCUGAUGCCUUUGAGUCUACCGCCCCUCCCCUGGACAAAGGUGAACCCUCUUCCAGCCUGACUGACCGUAAGCGCAGGACCCUCCCCCAGCUCCCAGUGGAUGACCCCCGGGCUAAAUCCAGUCCCAAAGCACUGAGGUCUGAGAUAGGGGAGAAACAGGACACGGAACCCCAGGAAAAAGAGAACAAGGGAGACGGAGAGUCCCCAACCCCCAUGGAGGGUGUUGGAAUGACCAACAAGCUGAAACAAAGCUCCACCACUUCCUCUCCAUCUAAAGGUCCUAUCCGGACCAGCGAAAGGAGGAAGAAGUCAGAGGAGAGGAAUGAGAGAGAAGCAGGAGAAGGAGGAGAGAAAUCCGGGAAGCCUCUUGUCCGCCAGGGUAGCUUUACCAUAGAGAAGCCCAGUUCUAGUGUCCCUCCAGAGCUCAUCCCUCGGAUCAACAAAGGCAACAAUGGGCGUGAACACAGUGACUCUGUGGGCAGUAUGGAUACAGCAACUCUACUUAAAGACACAGAGGCUGUCAUGGCAUUUCUGGAGGCUAAGCUCAGAGAUGAGAACAAACUAGACCAAAAAAGUGGUAAAACUCCUCUAGGUACUGGCCAAUGCCUUCCUGCUCGGACUGGCUCUAUAUCUCCUGAGUCAGAUGUGGACACAACCAGCACAGCUAGUCACGCUGCUGCAGAAGCAGGGGGAAAGACUGCAACUGGCAGCAUGCAAAAGCGAAAGUCUUUUAGCAGCAUGCAUCGGGAAAAGAGCAACAUGAGCACAGCCUCUAAGACAACCUCUGGAAACUCUAGUGCUCGGGAACGCUUGGAGAGGAAGGCUAAAGGCAAAACGGCUGAAGCAACAACCCGGAAUGAGACACGUCGCUCCUCGCAGCCCACCUCUAGAGGGCGCCAGCCUUCUCUGGAUCUCACUGAUGAUGACCAGACCUCUUCCUUCCCCAUCUCAGACAUUCUUUCUUCAGACCAGGAAACCUAUUCUGGGCCUUUGGGGAACUCUGUGCAUAGACGAGGCUCAGAGGAUGUCCUCAAUUCCAAACUUGAUGGCAGAUCUUCCAAAACGAGCAUGAGCAGCGCCUCUAAAAGCAACCGAAAUCUUCAGGCAGCAACAGCCUCUUCACUAAAUAAACAGGCCUCUCUGCCUCAACCACGGCCCACCAGAGCCUCCCUACUCCGCCGGGCCCGUCUGGGUGACACGUCUGACACAGACCUGGCCGACGCAGACCGUGUUUCUGUAGCCUCAGAGGUGUCCACAACAAGCUCCACCUCGAAGCCACCAACCGGUCGGAAGGGGUUGUCACGGCUGGACAUGCUGGCUCAGCCGCGGAGGAACCGUCUGGGCUCCAUCUCAGCGCGCAGUGACUCAGAGUGCACAGUAAGCCGGCCCUCCGCCUCUUCGACCCGCCUGUCCGCCGAGACCGCUCUACGUCUCGGCCUGCGCUCCUCAACACCCACAGAAAACCGUCUGACGUCAAAGAUGAGAGCAAAUAGCGUAUCUAAACUCAACGAGCCAAAGGCCAAAACCACUACAUCUGGAUACUGUUCGCCCACAGAAUGCUCUCAGCCUGAACCUGCAGAUGAUGAUGCAGAGGAAGAGCUUAUGGUGUCCAGCAGCAGCCGGUGGAGGCGUCUGCCACCGGAGUACGGAUCCACCUCUGAAGAGGAGUUUGGUUCCGGCCGGAACUCUGCAAAGCAUGGAGUUCGCUCCCACGUCCGGCCCCAUCAUCUCGUCCAAAACCGCGGCUCAAAGCUCAGCUCCACCUCAAGCGCAGGACCACCAGGAGUGGGGCAGGGUCCCGGCGGCGUAGGCAUCAAACACCGCAUGAAAGAGCAAGAUGGUUACAUCAGGGACUGGACUGCUCACAGCGAAGAAAUAGCCAGGUUGUUCCCAUGUGUGCGCAGGAUCAGCCAGGACCUGGCUAAGGACCUGGCCAUCUUGGCCCGUGAGAUCCACGAUGUUGCCGGGGAGAUAGAUUCAGUCAGCUCCUCCGGCACCGCCCCGAGCACCACCGUCAGCACAGCUGCCACCACCCCGGGCUCGGCCAUCGACACCCGGGAAGAGGUAGGCCCUGCACGCCCCACGCAGCCGGACAUACAGGAGAGCAUGAAAAAGUUGGUGGAUCGAGUGUUCGAUGAAAGCCUCAAAUUCAGAAAGAUCCCUCCGGUUAUUUCGUCCAAUAAGCCACCAGAGAUCAAUGGAAAGCCUGUGGAGCACCAACCCAGAGCUCCGGACAGCCGGGAACCACGGGCCUUACGGAGGCGCACCUGGAACCGAGAGGAGGCGGUGUUGGACAGCCUCCUUAUUCACUCCGUGUCUCAGCUGUCGACCAAGAUCAGACACUCUGUGGACAGAACAGCAGGAAAGAUCAGGAUCUUGUUCAAAGAUAAGGACAGGAACUGGGAUGAGAUUGAGAGUCAACUGAAGUCAGAGAGUGAAGCUCCACUUCUGAAAACCUCCAAUAAGGAAAUCUCCUCGAUUUUUCUUGAACUAAAGCGAGUUGAGAAGCAGAUCCAAGUGAUUAACGUGAUGGUAGACCCGGACGGGACUUUAGACGCCUUGGCCAGCCUCAGCCUGAGCAGCCCGACCAAGUCCCAAACCUCCAAAACCACGCCUCCCUCCGCCAGCAGCCCAGCCAAAGACUCGCUGCCAGAGAUCCUUCCGGGGCCUGGAGCUUCAGCAGCCUCCACCAGGGUUCAGUCCUCCACCAGCAUGGAGGGCAGCACGAGAGAGAGCAUCGUAGGUCUGGGUCUAACAAGCGUUGGAGGGCUGCCAUUCAGUCGCAGGCGGCCGAGUGGAGAAGAGGCCAUUGCACAGAAAUGAAUAGAGCGGUUUAGAUAGGGAAUCAAUAAGACCCGGGCAUGUAGUAGAGCGUAGCUGGCUGACAGAGACACAGUCUUCUCUUUAUCCAUCGGUCACCAUUUUCCUGGCUACUUGUUGACUGAUUGAUCAUCUAAACACCCUCAUACAGAACCUGACCCAUGAUUAAUCAAAUAGCCUGACAAAAACCAUCUCCGCCUCCAGCUGCUUGGCCCAGUAACCCACCUGUCAUCCUUAAUGGAUGGACGGAUGGACGCUACCAGCGGACGGCCUCCUUCCCCCCUCAUUCCUUCCUCAUGUGUUUGGACCCUUCCUACACUAACGACAUGCCUUAAAACACCUCCUCCAUAGCAGCAUUACACCUUUUCCACCUCAGACGCCACACAUUUUUUAUGACUUGAUUUUUCAGACAAAUUGAAUGCAUUGCAAAAAAAAAAAAAAUCGUUUUAGUUGCAAACAAGGGUUGGAAUAUAGAAGUGUUGAGAUUAUGCCGGAAAUAAAGACCCAUUUUAACUCAAAGAAAAUGAUUUUAAUCGACUUAUAGCUGCUGACUUGCCUGUUUCACACCUCUCCCCCUUUUUGUCCUCUUUCUUCCGUACCUUAAAUUUAUAUCAACAUGGCGGCUUCAGCCAGCAGAGCAGCUUGGCUCAUUGCUCACCAAAGUGUAGCCAUUUUCACACUGUUGUGCCAUUUUUUUAAACCAAUAUAUUUUUAGAAAGUAAAAAAAAUUUAUGUUUUGCUUUGCUGGAUGUGAACAGCCAUAUUCUUUCCUAGUAUAGGUGAAUCUGCAUGCUUAUUUAUAAGUCGCCAUGAAAAGAGGAAGAAAAGAGUUUGAUUGCAGCAACUCACACAGAACAUUUUUUUUAAAUCAAACAAUUAUGAAGCAGCGAUAAAACCUGCUGUUUGUAAAUAACUGAUUUUUUUUCUAAUCACUGGUGCUAAAUAACUGGUUCCCCUAUCAGUUGAGAUAAAAAUGUGAUGUCAGUUUGCCCGUUUUAAUUCAUUAAACCUCGUCUGACACAAACAAACCUUAUUUUUGUAGCAAAACAAUCAGUUAUUGUUAAACCAGAGCAUACAUGAGGGGUAUGUUCCUUUCUAUUUUCUUUAUAGAGGGCCUUUUUAUUUAUUUAUGAACAGGAUUACGGGUCAACUGAAGAGAAAAUGUUCUGUGUGAGAUUAUAUUAGUGUAAAAGAUUCAUUUUUAUAAGGCUUUUUAAGGGUGCUAAUUGAUGUAGAAGGUGCUGUGUUUUUUUUUUCCCCCAAUUAGCUAUAUUUUCUAAUUUUCUCCUGUGGUAUCAUGGAACUUCUAUUUCACUGAGUCGCUGUUUAAACCCAUAGUUUUUUUUUGCCACUGUAAUCCAUAAAUCUUUAAUAAGGAGUCUCUAAGAUAACAUAAAUCACAAAUAUCCCUUUUCAUUUUUAAAAAUAGCUGCCGUCUUUUAUGAAUUCGCUUGCAAACCCUGAGGCUUCGUUCAGCGUCACCUAUGAAGGGUCACUCCAACUUACCUGGACUGUUUCAAACGGCUUGUUUUCCUUUUAUUCUCAACAACUCCGCUGCUUUUGGAGUUACUUUACAGAGACUCAGCAUUCUUCAGAACAUCUCCUCAGCUUGUAGUCUGUAUGUAGACUAGGUAAAAGAUUAAAACAGUGUAUUAGUGCUUAGAAACCUAAAACAAUAGUGAUUUUAGGUACCAGAAUACAUGUACUCUGUACUGUACUGUAUGCUGAUUUUAAAUGCCUGAAAGUGCCCGUUUGAAAGGACGGAGGGGCAUUGAUUAAUAAGAAAAAGGUGCAGUUCUUUAAAGGAUUUAUUUUGCACAUCUCAUAAAGCAUUAAACUGAGGAUAUCAGUCUGCCUGGUAUCAGAAGUGACUGCCUUGCUUGUCUGAACCUGUUUUGUUGCCAUUUCUUCCUUCUCCUGAUGCCCAUUGAAAACCUUAGGGGACUGUGAAUGCUAGGUACAUGUAGGUAUAUUUUGUAAAUGCUACACGUGUCGUUGAAUCAGUGUUCUUUGUAUUUUGUUUUUCUUACUUUGUAAAGGAAAAAUACUUUUAUUUAUUUUGUUUUAAUAUUAUGUGGAUGUUUUAAGCAUUUUAUAUUCGUUCAACUAUCUGCAUUCUUACUGUUAAUAAAAAAAAGAGCUAUUCACUUG